Amyelois transitella is the source of this 4398-nucleotide messenger RNA. RefSeq lists its product as uncharacterized. The transcript is spliced from 4 exons. Gene Ontology annotation, biological process: cell differentiation; regulation of transcription by RNA polymerase II. Gene Ontology annotation, molecular function: RNA polymerase II cis-regulatory region sequence-specific DNA binding; DNA-binding transcription factor activity, RNA polymerase II-specific. The coding region runs from base 667 to 2076 and encodes 469 amino acids. Lineage: Eukaryota; Metazoa; Arthropoda; Insecta; Lepidoptera; Pyralidae. The record is from RefSeq and is a predicted model, not a curated record. Gene Ontology annotation, cellular component: nucleus.
AUUUUUCAUUCACUUAACAUAUAACUUGAAAAAUUUUAAUUAUUAAAUAAAAUAGCUUUGUCUUGAACUUGAGUAAAAAUAGAACAUUACCAAAAAAAGUGAAAAGGCCGCGACGCAAAGGUCACACGAUGGGUCCACAGUGAGGGGGUGGAGAAGGCAACAACUCAUAAAAUUAAGCGAUUUGGAUGUGAGUUAGUCUAACUGUGAGGAUCGCCGCGUUAACAACUAUAGCUUGCUGUCCUCCUCGCACACCAUCGCACCCACACAGCGGAUUAAGCUUUAGCAUCAGGCCGUCAGUACAACUCCACUUGUACUGCGAACAAGUUCCGUUCCUCGCAUUCGUUGCUCCAUCGGAAUCGCGCGUCUUUUGUUCGCGCCAUUAUGCGAUAAUUCGCUUCGGAAGUGUUUAAUACGCAUUCUAAAUUUAAACGAGACAUUUUAUAUUUUUUUGGUGAUAUUUUUUUUUUAUUUGUUUAGUGUUGUUCAAGUGAUCAGCCGGAUAUAAACUCGAUUUGGGAAGCAUCUGAAACCCGUGGGACUUCAAAGCCGCAGCCGACAUCAAACAAACUCUCCAACAUCAAUCCCGAGUGGCUAUUAAAUGCUAAUUCAAUCAUAAAAACAAACAUGACACACUAUUUCCGUACAAAACGUGAUUGAAUUUUACACAUGAGCGCGGAACAGGGGCAGGAUUCUGAGACAGAUAUGCAAACUGUAGUCUCCAAUUACGUGACACCCAAUUUGAUAGACCAAGCCGAUAGUGGACUUAUUGAUAAUUUCCAGAAUGAUAAUUCAUUUGAUUAUCAAUUUAGAGAAGAUAGUACUGAUGAAAAAAUAAAUGUGGACGAGGAAGAUAAGGAGGAAGAAUUGGUUAUAGCUGAUGACGUCAAUGAAAGACGUCAUCAAGAAGAUGAAGAGAAGCAAGAAUCUCAAAAUGGUGAUACCACACAACAGAACGCACAAGAUGAACGUGAAGAAGCGGAGGUUGGGAGAAAGGAAGAGUAUAGAAAAGAGGAAAUAUAUGAGCCGUCAUGGCAUCCACAUGUUUACGGAAAGCCGCCGAAGAAGCCAACGCCGCAUACAAUAGAAUAUAUCCUAGGAUUAUCGAGUACAACAGAGAGGAAUGAACCUAAGAGAUCGACGGUCAGUCAACUGAUGAGCGUGAAGCGGAAUUUUGAAGUGAAAAAGCCUUAUUUCGAGAAGAGUAUUCAAGUACAAACAGAUGAUAAGAAGUUUAGUAUAAGUGCACAUAAAAAUAAGCUGCAGGAACAGUUGUUGCAGCGUGGAGUGAGGACUAGUGACUGUGAAGUGGAGAAAGUGCCGUAUUUAAAAUGUGAGGAGCAGCCGCUGAAUUUGUCGGUGCCAAAAUCUAAGGACUGGGCUGCAGAUGAUGAAAAGAAAGAUCCAUCUAAGUUAAUCAAGAGGAAGAAAUCGACUGAAGACGUGAGAUCGCCUUUAGGAGGGGAAGGUUCCCUUACUAGCGAAGAGGGAGAGGAAAGUGGGGUAGGGAGAAGAAAGAAAGCUAGGACCACGUUCACUGGCAGACAGAUCUUCGAGCUGGAGAAGCUGUUUGAGGUGAAGAAGUAUCUUUCAUCCGGCGAGAGAGCUGAUAUGGCCAAACUGCUGAAUGUUACGGAGACUCAGGUAAAAAUAUGGUUUCAAAACAGAAGAACGAAAUGGAAGAAAAAAGACAACAUAUCGAACGCAGAAGUAGCAGAACUGAAGCAUCAAACCAAAUCCGUAGAGGAGAAGAAAGAAGACGUGAAAGAAGAUCCUCUAGCACUAGACAUGUCUAAGAAGAAUUGUAACAAAAUUUUAAGCGAAAAACUUAGAAGUACAAAACCUGUUUUAACUCAAAAUUUGACUCAAAAACCUAGGAAAGUAGAAAAGGGGGUAGUUUUAGAAGCUAUUUGCGACGCUAACGAUAUAGAGAGUAGGAUUUCAAUUACUAAAAUAACUAAUAAACUUUCAAAUGCAGAUUUGUCGGGGGAAGCGGGGAAGGUUUCUGUGAAAAGCUUCAGUCCUGAAGAAGUGAAAGAAAUGAAGUUUGAUAAUCUUAGUAGAGAUGUUGAAAUGUGAGAGGUUAAUUAGGUUAUGGGCCGGUGACGCAUGAUCUCAGUUGCUUGAAAAUUUUCGAUAUCGUUUCGAUUAACAUUAUUUAUUUGUUUUGAGGUUUUGUUUGUCUCAAAAGUAAUUGGUAUUUGAUUUAUGGAUGAGAAAGCAAAGUGGAAAAAAUGGUUAGUAGUUAUACUACUCUGUCAAGAAAGUAGCAGGAAAAGAUCAAUAAUACACAAACUGUUUGUUAUUCAUCCAAAUUUAUUUUAUCACCUUCAAAAUAUGCUCCUUUAGAAACGAUACACUUACGCCAACGAAUAAUCCAAUCAUCAAAACAUUUUUUAAACGCUGUUUCCGGAAUUGAGGUCAGUUCUCGCCGCGAAUUCUCUUUUAUGUCUUCUACCGAUUGAAAACGGGUGCCACGAAGUGGUAAUUUGAGUUUAGGAAAAAGAAAAAAGUCGGCUGGAGCCAUAUCUGGUGAAUAUGGUGGUUGCUCGAUGGUAUUUGUUGAGUGUUUGGUUAAAAAUUCGUUCACAAUGAUGGCCUUGUGCGAAGGUGCAUUAUCAUGGUGCAAAAUCCAAGAAUUUUCUUUCCACAAAUCUGGCCUUUUUCGUCGGAUUUGCUCUCUUAAACGCCGCAUAACACUCAAAUAAUAUUCCUUAUUUACCGUUUGACCUUCCGGCAAGAAUUCCGAGGGCACAACACCGCGAUAGUCAAAGAAAACAGUUAACAUGACUUUGACUUUUGAACGACUUUGGCGUGGUUUUUUCGGUUUCGGUUCAGUUGGAAGGCGCCACUCCGAAGCUUGUUGACUAGUUUGCAUGUCAAACUCGUAAACCCACGUCUCGUCACCAGUAACAAUGCGUUUCAUGAAUGUUGGGUCGGAAUUGACUCGUUCUAGCAUGUCCUCAGCGACUCUCAUGCGAUUGAGGUUUUGAAAAAAAUUCAGGUCUUUUGGGACUAGCCGAGCGGCAACAUGUUUCAUACCCAAAUUAUUAGUUCAAAUGGUACGGAUCGACUCGUGAGAUACAGAAAGUUCGGUGGCUAUCUCUCUCAAAGUUGAAUGAGGAUUUUCAGUCACUAUUUCCUUCACUUUUGCGAUGUUAACUUCAGUUGCAGACGUUGAUGGCCUACCAGAGCGAGGCAAAUCUUCCAUCACAUCUCGACCGCUUUUGAACGCUUUGUACCACUCAUAAGCACGAGUUUUUGAUAAAGUCGAUUCACCGUAAGCCUUCUGUAACAUUUUCAGUGACUCCGAACACGAUAUUCCAUUGGCAAUGCAAAAUUUAAGACAAACUCUUUGUUCGAUGUUUUUAUCCAUUAUGAAAUUAGCAAUACACACUAGAUAUGAUAUAACUAAAAAUAGCACUGUAUUUAAUGUAAACAACAGAUGCAACUCAAACUCCGCGCCAAAAUGGACAACAGUUGUGCCAAUCUAACAACAACAAAAAAAACAAAAAUUUGAAUUUGGAACCAUAAAUAAAUAAUCCAUUCCCGAUACUUUUCUGACUGAAUGUAUAUUCCAGUAAUUUAGCUCUGCAAAAAGUACAAAUCAAAUAUAGAUUAAAAUAAUUAAACAAAUUGUUAGCGUCACUGGCUCAUUGUACAGUAAUAGAAUUAGACUCAGUAUUUAGAUUAUUUGUGUGGAUGUGUUUUGUACGAUUUCGCAAAUAUGCUUUUUUUUUUAGUAAAUUAGCCGCCCAUUUGUGUUCUAAAUCCACUAAUAUAAGGCCGUUUUUUGUAGAAAUAAUUUGGUGUUACAACAGUUUAUGAGGAGAACGCGAAAAGUCAAACAAAAUUAUGUUUAUAGUGUAAUAAUAAUCAAUAAAACUAUAGGUACGUAUGUUUAAAAUGUAGUGACUUUCUGUUUUCAAUAUAAUAAUUAUAUUAUUUUAAAAACAAUAUGAUGAAAAACUAAUACUUUUCUCUAAAAUUUCGUUUUUAAUUUGAUUGUAAAAUUCUUCUUAAAAAAAAUUACAUAUGUAAUUUUUACAUACGUACAUAUCAGUCUUACAUAAAUAACCGUCUUUAAUGCCUCAGAUCAUUUUUUACUUUCUGAAUAAUAUCGAAUAUUUUUAUGGUUUGCUUAUUGAUAAUGUGUUACAGUUUGUGCAAUAAUCGACUCUACUCUUAUAGAAAUAAGUACGUAUAUUGCUUUUAUGAAUCAUCCUAAGAAAUAGGCCUGAAUAGUAUUUUAUAGCUCAGUAUUUUAUUUAUAAUUUCUUAAUAUAGAAAUGUGUAUGUAAAGGUUUUUUUGUCUUACAAAAUUCUCCCAAAGUUAUAUUACAACAUAAUGUGAGAAUUCGAAAAUUUAUAUGAUAAAUUAAAUAGAUAUUUUGGAAGAAA